GUGAAACAGGAAGUGGUCGAAAAUAAUUGAAUACGUCAAUCAAUCCUAAUUUAUGUCACAUACUAACAUACCAAAUCUCGUAUUUUUAUCUAAAAAAAUAAAAAAAGUUAUAGGCGUGAGCCACUUUUUAGAGGCAACCGGUAUUCUCAUACCAUAAACCAAAUCAAGCCAAUUUCAUAUAUGGUCACAGAUAACAUAUACCAUGUUAUGUUACAUGUGUGAUAUGGCGUAAGUUUUUGAAAUCUUUGAAAUAAAAAAGCAAUUAACAUGACAAAGUAACAAAAUUUCCCCAUUAAAAUUUUGAAUGCAAUAAUAAACCAAAAAAUAUAUAAGUGAAAGUUAGAACACCAUAAAGUUUACAGAAUACAAGAUAAAUAUUAAAAAAUACUUUUUUUAUGUAGCAUAAUAUGUUCAUAAAAGUCCUGAAAUAUAUACAAAACCAACUUUCCUUGGUAAUUUAAAAAGAAACACACCCCAGUUGAACAAAAAAUCAGGCCAUAAUACAACCAAAACAUUUUUUAAAAUGUUUAUUUUGACAGGGUUUCGCUCUUGCCAAAAAUUUUCAGAUUUAUUUAUACUCGGGUGCAUUGGCGUCAGAGAUGAGAUAUUUUUAAGUAAAUUUAAUGUAAUAUUAAAGAUAUUUUUAUAGGCACGUACGUUCAACGCUUCUUGUUGUAUUUUCAGUGUUUUUAUUUCUGUCGAUUAAGAUAUUUUCGGUUCAUUGUUAUUGUCAAUAGAGAAUAUUAUGACUGCUUUGUUAGGGAGUAAUUUUUGUACGUUUAUAUUAGAUGGUGUCCUUUGGUUUUCGAGGUUCUUUUAACCAUCAGGAUGGAAAUAUUGCAAGAAAUCCAUAAUGUGGAGCAAUACUUUAUUAAAUUACAUAAUAUCUAUGGAUUCGCUUCACAGGUCAGUUUUUUCAUUCUUUGUGAACAAUUACUAGACAACUCAGUUCAUCCCCAACUGAAAGGUGACAAGAAUGUAGUGAUGGCUCUUACAACAGUACUAUUUUACUCAGUUCUUGGGUAUUUUGCUACGAGAGUACGGGAUAUCUGUCUAGGAAACCGAACUAGAACAGUUCCCAGAACACCAUCAUUUAUGACAUAUACCAAAUGGAUAUGCAGAAUUAUUUUGGAAUGGAUAAAAGCUCUCAUUGUUGUUUUGUGUUUAAGAGAACAAGGCAUACAAUACGAACCAAAGCUUAUCUACAGCAUAAUAACUUUUGUUUAUUAUUUAUUAACUGAAAGAAUUUUUAUUGAAGUAUUUCCAAAAAUUGUUGAAGCUCUAAAUAUUAGAAAACUUGACAAUUUAGAAUACCUAUACAUACCGUUCUACAUGAAUGUUUUAGCUGUAUUAGCUGGACUAUCCGCAUCUAUGUUCAACUUGUACUUGAAUUAUUCCCCACUUAUUUUUUUGGCACUUUACUUUAUGGUGUACUUAAGAAUAAAAGAUGCAUAUUAUAAUUACUGGGAAAUAUUGGUAGCCGAGAAAGAAGCCUAUUCAAGUUUUCAAAUAGCAACUCAAAGGGAGAUUGAAGAUUGGGAUGAUAUUUGUGCCGUAUGUCUAAGUAAUAUGUCUAGAGCAAGAAUAACCCCUUGCAAUCAUCUGUUCCAUCCGUACUGUUUGAAACAAUGUUUGAGAACGUCCUUUUUGUGCCCCCUAUGUAAACAACAUUUUCUAGAAAACAUGGCAAAUAAAUAAUCGAACGAUU
Messenger RNA from Sitophilus oryzae (rice weevil), 1708 nucleotides. Its product is annotated as RING finger protein 145-like. Gene Ontology annotation, biological process: protein ubiquitination; ubiquitin-dependent protein catabolic process. The coding region runs from base 829 to 1698 and encodes 289 amino acids. The transcript is spliced from 3 exons. The record is from RefSeq and is a predicted model, not a curated record. Gene Ontology annotation, cellular component: ubiquitin ligase complex; cytosol. NCBI's taxonomy places the organism in Eukaryota, Metazoa, Arthropoda, Insecta, Coleoptera, Curculionidae. Gene Ontology annotation, molecular function: ubiquitin protein ligase activity.